CGCACAGGGUCCUCGUCCAUCCUCCACCCCGAGCCGCCGUACCUCCCUCAAAUCGCGACCCUCUCUGCUCUCGCCGAGACGUGCGUGUCGCUGCGCGCUCUCGGCCACCGCGUCGUCAUCGUCUCGUCCGGCGCCAUCGGCAUGGGCCUCCACCGCAUGGAGAUGCCUGCGCUCGCCGGCGGCAAGAAGCGCGCCAUCGGCGAGAAGCAGGCCCUCGCCGCCAUCGGCCAGGGCAGGCUCAUCGCCCUGUGGGACCAGAUCUUUGGCGCCCUCAAGCAGCCCAUCGCCCAGAUCCUCAUGACCCGCAACGACAUUGCCGAUCGCUCUCGGUACCUCAACGCGACGACGACCCUGUCGACCUUGCUCGGCAUGGGCGUCAUCCCCAUCAUCAACGAGAACGACACGAUCUCGGUGUCCGAGAUCCUCCACGUCAACAAGUUUGGCGACAACGACACGCUGUCGGCCAUCGCUGCCGGCAUGUGCGGCGCCGACUACCUGUUCCUCAUGACCGACGUCGACGGCCUGUACGAGGACAACCCGCGGCGCGUCCCGGGCGCACGCCGGGUCGCCGUCGUGCGCGACAUCGAGGAGGUGCGGCGCCUCGUCAGCACGUCGACGCUCGGCUCGUCGCUCGGCACGGGCGGCAUGGAGACCAAGCUCAUCGCGGCCGAGCUCGCGACGGCGGCAGGGUGCGCGACCGUCAUCACGAUGGGCUCGUACCCGGCCCGCAUCGUGAGCAUCGUCCAGGCGCACCAGUCGCGCACGGCCCCGCCCUCGCCUCAAGCUCCCUCACACGCCACCCUCCCUUCCACCUCGACUUCCUCCUUCUCUUCCUCGGCAUUCGCCCUCCCGACCUCGACCGUCCCGCCGCACACCCUCUUUACCGCCAAGCCCUCGCCCCUGUCGUCUCGGCGGUUCUGGAUCCUGCACGGCCUGACGCCGCGCGGGACCGUCUACGUCGACGAGGGCGCGUUCCGCGCGAUCGCGCACGGCGAGCGCGACGCCGGGUCGGGCGGCAACGGCGGCAGGCUGCUCGCUGCGGGUGUCUUGCGCGUCGAGGGCACGUUCGCAGCGGGGCAGGCGGUGCGCGUGUGCGUCAUCCGGGGGCGGACGGGCAACUCGGAGCGGAGGAAGGCCCGAGCGGCGAGCCCGAGGCAGGUGGGCGACAGCGACGAGCUCGUCGAGGGUGUCGAGAAGCUCGAGAUGGGUACGGUGGCAGCAGACGAGGCGGUACAGGAAGGCGAGGAGGUCGUCGAGUUCGGGCGCGGGUUGACCAACUACAACUCGAUCGAGAUUGACCGGGUCAAGGGCUUGCGCAGCUCCGACAUCGAGCGGGUCCUGUCGCACUACGAUGCCGAGCACGUCGUCGAGAGCAUCGUCGAGCUGCGGCUAGCGGGCGGCAAGGGACUGUAG
Molecule: messenger RNA, 1413 nt
Organism: Rhodotorula graminis WP1
Lineage: Eukaryota; Fungi; Basidiomycota; Microbotryomycetes; Sporidiobolales; Sporidiobolaceae
Exons: 4
Cellular component (GO): cytoplasm; cytosol
Molecular function (GO): ATP binding; glutamate 5-kinase activity; RNA binding
Source: RefSeq, a predicted model, not a curated record